UCUGUGAACUCAGGCACUCAGGUAUCCACCAUGGUGUUGGGUCCUGAACAGAAGAUGCCAGAUGAAAAUGCUUCUGGAGACCAUGGGGUCUCUGUCAGUCUUGGUGCCGUCAAGCCUGCCUGCAGUAACUGCUCAAUUCCACAGUCCUUCAGGGUGCACACAGAGGAGCCCUUCACCACCUACUUUGAUGAGAAGAUUGCUGUUCCUGAGGAGAAGCACUCUUGUUUUAGCUUUCACAAACUCUGGGCUUUCACCGGACCAGGAUUUCUUAUGAGCAUUGUGGAUCCAGGAAACAUUGAAUGUGAUUUGCAGUCUGGAGCAGUGGCUGGAUUUAAGUUGCUCUGGGUUGUUCUGUUUUCCACCAUCGUGGGCCUCCUGCUGCAGAGCCUUGCAGCUCGACUGGGAGUGGUCACUGGGCUGCAUCUGGCUGAAGUAUGUCACCGCCAGUAUCCCAAGGUUCCACGAAUCCUUCUGUGGCUGAUGGUGGAGUUGGCUAUCAUUGGCGUAGAUAUGCAAGAAGUUAUUGGCUCAGCUAUUGCCAUCAAUCUCCUGUCUGCAGGAAGGAUUCCUCUCUGGGGUGGAGUUCUCAUCACCAUUGCAGAUACCCUUAUAUUUCUCUUUUUGGACAAAUAUGGUUUGCGGAAGCUAGAAGCAUUUUUUGGUUUUCUCAUCACUAUUAUGGCCCUCACGUUUGGCUAUGAGUAUGUUACAGUGAAACCCAGCCAGACCCAGGUCCUCCAAGGCAUGUUCCUGCCAUCCUGUUCAGGCUGUCGUACCCCACAGAUCAUUCAGGCUGUGGCCAUCGUGGGUGCCGUCAUCACACCGCAUAACAUAUACCUGCAUUCUGCCUUAGUCAAGUCCAGACAGGUAGACCGGGCCAGCAAGCAGGAAGUUCGAGAAGCGAAUAAGUACUUCUUCAUUGAUUCCUGCAUUGCUCUCUUUGUUUCCUUUAUCAUCAACAUCUUUGUCAUCUCAGUGUUUGCCGAAGCAUUUUUUGAGAAAACCAACCAGCAGGUGGUUGCGGUCUGUAAAAACAGCAGCAGCGCCCAUGCUCACCUUUUCCCAGACGAUAACUCAACACUGAACGUGGACAUCUACAAAGGGGGUGUUGUGCUGGGGUGUUACUUCGGGCCUGCCGCUCUCUACAUCUGGGCGGUGGGGAUCCUGGCUGCAGGGCAUAGCUCCACCAUGACAGGAACCUAUUCCGGCCAGUUUGUCAUGGAGGGAUUUUUGAACCUAAAGUGGUCACGCUUUGCCCGAGUGAGUCUGACCCGCUCUAUUGCCAUCAUCCCCGCUCUGCUUAUUGCAGUCUUCCAAGACGUGGAGCAUCUAACAGGGAUGAAUGACAUCCUGAAUGUUCUUCAGAGCUUACAACUUCCCUUUGCUCUCAUACCCAUCCUUACGUUUACGAGUUUGCGGCCUGUGAUGAGUGAAUUUGCCAAUGGAUUGGGCUGGAGGAUCGCAGGUGGUAUCAUGGUCCUUGUCGUCUGUUCCAUCAACAUGUACUUUGUCGUGGUUUAUGUCCAGGGUUUAGGGAAUGUGGCAUUGUACGUGGUGGCUGCAGUGGUCAGCGUAGCUUAUCUGAGCUUUGUGUUUUACUUGGGUUGGCAAUGUUUCAUUGCACUGGGCAUGUCCUUCCUGGACUGUGGGCACAUGGUAAGCGUCUCUAAAGUCCUGCUAACCAAAGAAACCACCAGUGGCCGUACUAAGUAAACGCUGUUCACAGGUAGCCAUCAGAGCCAGUGUUUCUAUGGUUCACUGUGUGAACAUAGCCAAAGUACCAUCUGGGAUUGACAGUUCAACCUGAAUGAACUCUCCCUUCUGAACACUGUGGAUGCUGACUCACUUGUGUCUAGAUGACUGAUAGCCUGACAGACUAUAUAU
Budorcas taxicolor (takin) is the source of this 1884-nucleotide messenger RNA. RefSeq names its product natural resistance-associated macrophage protein 2-like. Gene Ontology annotation, cellular component: plasma membrane. The transcript is spliced from 16 exons. Gene Ontology annotation, biological process: metal ion transport. Lineage: Eukaryota; Metazoa; Chordata; Mammalia; Artiodactyla; Bovidae. The coding region runs from base 31 to 1713 and encodes 560 amino acids. The record is from RefSeq and is a predicted model, not a curated record. Gene Ontology annotation, molecular function: cadmium ion transmembrane transporter activity; iron ion transmembrane transporter activity; manganese ion transmembrane transporter activity.